AUGUGUAGUUUAUCGUCGUCCGACGGAUCUUUGCGUGGAGCCGCAAUGGAGAGAGGAAUUCCUGCGAUUACCGUCGAGAUUGGAGAUCCAUCUAAAUUCCAGAGACGGUUUGUUCGAAUGCUUUACAAGGG
Molecule: messenger RNA, 131 nt
Organism: Paraglomus brasilianum
Lineage: Eukaryota; Fungi; Glomeromycota; Glomeromycetes; Paraglomerales; Paraglomeraceae
Source: the annotation of a GenBank genome assembly